AUGCGCUUUCCAACACUUCCUAUCCCACACAAUGCAGUGGUUUACACAGGAAAGAACCCCAUCACCGGAAGUCAUGGACAGGAGCAGUAUUUCCUUGAAGUGGUGAUGUGGAUCAACAUGUGUGUCUGCCUUCCUUUGACUAUACUGAUCAUCUACUGUGUGUCUUAUAUGGUGCAGAAGAGUCAGGUCUCUAUCAUCUAUUACACAAAUCUUCUCAUCACCAAUCUAAUCCAGAUCUGCAUAAUGACCCUUUGGGUGACAAGAGUGGAAAGCAUCAUCACCAUCAUUAUUUAUUACUGUGUUAUGAUGGCCAACCUUUACUUCAGGAUGUGCAUUGCUCUGGAAAGGUAUUUUUCCAUCACACACCCACUGCUGGACUGUGUCAGAAACACUAAGAGUUCUGUGGUGGUCUGUGUUCUGGUCUGGGCGUUUUGUAUUGUCAGUGUCACUCUUGCCAUAGUCUUACAUGAAUUUCAACGAUUACUUGUUUAUGCCGCUCUCCCUGCUCCUGUUUUCAUCUUAUGUUCAACUCAGUCCUGCAGAGCCCUGGCUCAGGCCACCUCUAUGUCCACUGAGGAAAAAAAUAGAAUUCUGGGAACUCUGACUCUGUCGUCCUUUAACUACUUUCUAGGAACCCUCCCCACAAUGAUCUUUCAUAUUCUAGUUAUGCAAAGUUAUGUUAACUGGAUUGUCUUUCUGCUUGUUCCUUUUGUGGAACUGAUUCUGUUUUUAUUCAUCUUCUCUGCAUGUGUGUGGUGUGUGGACAGCACUGCAUCAGAUGAAGAAUAUGAUGAUGAGUGUGGCUUACUUUAGAACAGACAGGAGUGUUGAUGAAAACAGAGUCAAGAGAGAGAAACAAGGAUGCAAAUGGUUGAAGAGUUUCUGCAAAAUGAGGCAAAAAACAUCCUUUACAAAUACUGUUGCAUGAGGACAUCAGACUGUCAGCCGUGCUUCUCUCAACUGAAGUGUGUCCGUAAAUAAUUUAAAAAUGUUUCAUAAUCUGCAUGAACGCUUAUUUUAUUCCAAUAUUAACCUUUUUUUUAAUUUCUCAUAUUGAUGUUAGUGCAGUGGUUCUCUAGGUGUGUGGCCAGAGUUCUGACAGAUGAGGUGCAACUCACCUGGCAGAUAAGUUACGCAGAACUAAUGUUUAACAUCAGAAUCACUUUGACAGCAUAACAAAGAAAUGGGCAGCAGUUACAUUAAUAAUAUGCCCAUCUGCUGCAACAGAUAGCCGCAAUAUAGAAGUGUACUGAAAGUGCAUGAUUGCGGAUGCCGCUCAGGUGUGUCCGCCUCCUCUGCAUCCGCACUGCAGACCACCAAGUUAUAUAUUUUUCAUCUCUGUUCACAAGUUUCUGGAUUUCUUUAUUUUUAAUAAGACUAAGACUGAACCUUAUUUUUCCAUGUUUGGCAAUCUUCAAAUUCUGUUUAACAUGUUACUUUUUAGAAGAAGUGGUGCAGACUAAUGAAGCAGUCUAGUGGCAAAAGUUACAAAUAGUUGUUUGAAAUGAAAGUUGUUUGUUUAAAACAAAAAUUACUGAAGGAUUCAUUGUGAAUGAGUUUAUUAUCUAAAUAAAGUUGUAGCUCGGCUUUUCUGUCAUUGUUUUGUUUAGAUGGGGCAUGAAAGUAUUUUUUUCCUGCCAUGUGGGGAAUGAUAUAAAAAGUUUUUUGCCUCAUCAUAUUUCUGUAGUCCUCACCUGUGAAAGGCUGACGGAGUAUGAUGAUGGUGGUGUGGACAGCUAAGCUUGUGAAGGAGACAACUCAAAAACGAGGUGACAUAUGAGCUUCAAAUUGAUACCACAUCAUAUCUAUUAAAAAUCUUGUAUAAGUUUAAAUCUGCAUAACCUCAAAUUCACUUUCAGAGGACAAGUUUUCUGAAAAUCUUGUGAAUGUCAUAACUCAAGAACAAGCUGACAUAGAAUUUUGCAAUUGUUGAGUCUCUCAUUCAUUUUAUAAGAGACUCUUUAAAGUUAACACAUUGUUUUUCUGGACUACAUUUGUGUUGCCCCAUAAUAACAUUUGCAUUUCUUCUGAUCUAUUGGCUGAUGGCAGCAGGUAUUACUAAAACGUUUGCAAUUUUUGCAUCUAUGCAGUGUAAAGCUGCAGCACAGGCAGAUGAACUAAAGCAAUGUCUAAGCAUGACAAAAUACACCAAGGGGCACAAAAUACAAGGAUGAUGAGCUUUG
Messenger RNA from Haplochromis burtoni (Burton's mouthbrooder), 2183 nucleotides. RefSeq names its product G-protein coupled receptor 4-like. The transcript is spliced from 3 exons. NCBI's taxonomy places the organism in Eukaryota, Metazoa, Chordata, Actinopteri, Cichliformes, Cichlidae. Bases 1 to 813 code for a protein of 270 amino acids. The record is from RefSeq and is a predicted model, not a curated record. Gene Ontology annotation, cellular component: membrane.